CCUCCGCCACUGGAUAAAGGUUUGUCUUAUAAUUGGUGAGUGGAAGAGUGGGACCGACAUGUUCAUAGCUUUUUCAAAUAUGGUCAAAGCUUGCGACGACGAUUUGAAGAUGCAUCCAUCCCACGUAUCCCCACCACCACCUCCAUAUAACUAACUAACUAACUCAACUCCCUCCGUUACACUGACACACUCUCUCUCUCUCUGUAAUCACUACCAUUCUCCGAUGAAAUCACCUCAGCGCAGCUCUGAUGAUAUGGAAGCCGGCGGCGAUGUUCCCAAGUCCCGGAACCACUCUCGCCGCCGCGGCAGAGGUAUUUUUGUUGCGGUUGAUGCUUCUAUACGUUUUAAGUCUGCUAUGGGUUGCGAAAAGGAAAUUGAGCUCGGAUCUCAUGAUCAACCUACUGCAACGGAUGUUGCACUAUCUCAGUCAGAGGAACAACCAGUACAAGUUGAAAUUGAACUCCCAGCCUCGUAUCAAGAUGAAUUUGGUAUCAGAUUGGAGGAACUUGUUUCUAUAUCCCGAGAUGGUGGUCUAAGUGUUCUAAAGCGAUUUGAUGGGGUUAGCGGAUUAUCACCUCUGUUGCACACCGAUCUGGACAAGGGUAUCUGUGGUAGUCAUGAAGACAUACGGAGACGAAGGAACACAUUUGGAUCCAACGAAUAUCCUUUGAAGAAAGAAAGGAACUUUUGGAUGUUUCUCGGGGAAGCAAGCAGAAGUUUUACUUUGAUCGUGUUGGUUCUUGCUGCACUGGCUUCUCUGCUGCUGCAAAUAAAAACUAAGACUAUCAGUCAUGGAUGGUAUGACGAAGCUGGCAUCAUUGUUGCAGUUAUCCUUGUCAUCUUUGUGACAGCUAUCAGUAAUUACAACCAGUCUCUUCAGUUUGAAAAGUUGAAUGAUGAGAAGAGAAAUAUAUGUAUCGAGGUUACUAGAAAUGGAAGACUGGUCGAAGUUCCGAUUUAUGAUGUAGUUGUUGGCGAUAUUAUACCUCUUAAAAGUGGUGACCAGGUGCCUGCAGAUGGUGUCUUAGUUUCUGGGUACUCACUUCAGAUAGCCGAAUAUGAAAGCAUGGGAACUAACAGAACGGUUCACAAAGAUACAGAUAUAGACCCAAUUCUAAUAUCCGGAUCUAAAGUGGAAGAUGGCAUCGGUAGAAUGCUGGUUACUAGUGUCGGGAUGAACACCCAAUGGAGGAUGCCAGCUUGUAUCCCACUAUAUACUGGUGAAGAGACACCCUUGCAGGUGGGCCUGAACCGAGUUGUUACUGCGUUUGGCCUAAUCAGUAUCUCGGUUGCUUUGGUUGUUUUUCUUAUCGAGUCAUGCCUAUGCUUCAUGGGCCGAACCAAAAAUACAGAUGGUAGUCCGAUGUUUGAUGCUGGGAAAACUACGUCAGAUGAAAAAAUAGACAUGGUGAUUAAGUUUAUAAUUUUGGGGGUUACCAUGGUAGUCGUGGCCGUGCCUGAAGGUCUUCCGUUAGCUGUUACUUUGAACAUUGCCUAUAUGACGAGAAAACUUCUAGGAGAGAAGGUUUUGGUGCAAAAGCUCUCUGCCUGUGAAGCGAUGGGGUCUGCAACAAUGAUUGUAUGCCACAAGACCGGGAUUUUAACCUUAAAUCAGAUGGAGGUUGUUGAUGUUUGUGCCGGACGAGUAAGAACGCAGAAUUUGGCAGAGUUGUCUCCCCUUCUAAUCUCGUUGAUCACCGAAGGAAUUGCCCUGAACACGAAUGGGAGUGUAUAUCAUCCUGAGGGACAGUCUGAACCAGAGGUCUUUGGAUCAGCAACAGAACGUGCCAUUCUUAAUUUCGGUGUCAAGUUAGGAAUGAAUUUUGACGAAAUAAAGUCAAAAUCAACAAUUUUUAGCGUUUCACCUUUCAAUUCAAGGAGAAAACGUAGAGGUGUUGCAGUCCAAUUGCAUGAUUCUCAAGUCCGUGUUCAUUGGAAAGGCGCUGCCAAGACUAUUCUAGCUUCUUGCCAGUGGUACAUGGACAAGGACAACAUAGCAGCUAUGGACCAAGAAAGAAUAUUUCAUUUUGAAAAAAUCAUUGAUGAAAUGUCCAAAGAAGGAUUGCGCUGUGCUGCCCUUGCCUACCGAACUUUUACUGACGAAGCAUUCCCAGACAUACCUGAAAGCAACCUCGUGCUAUUGGCUAUCAUUGGUAUAAAGGAUUCUUGUCGGCCAGGCAUAAGUCAGGCAAUCCAACAAUGUCGUAAUGCUGGAGUAAAGGUGUGCAUGGUGACAGGCGACGACCUUCUGACUGCCAAAGCAAUAGCGAUGCAGUGCGGGAUACUGAGAGGAACCUUAGACGAGCCUGCGAAUACAGCAAUCUUAGCAAGUGAAUUUGCUUCGAUGUCAGAAGCAGACAGAGAAGAAAUUGCUGAAAAUAUUGUAGUGAUGGGUCGAUCUUCUCCUGAUGAAAACCUUCUUCUACUUGAAGCACUGAGAAAGAAGGGACACGUGGUUGCAGCAACUGGAAAGGGAAUCCGAGAUGCUCCGAGCCUGCGCCAGGCGAAUAUCAGUCUUGCAAUGGGCAUUGGGGGGACUGCAAUUGUUAAAGAAUGCUCUGAUAUCAUUAUAUUGGAGGACAAUUUUACUUCGAUUGUCAAGGUCAUCCAAUGGGGACGUUUUUUAUACACAAAUGCUCAAAGAUUUCUCCAGUUCCGGCUAACUGUCAACGCAUCAGCUCUAAUUAUAUGUGUUGUGGUGGCGGUCCAUUCUCACGAAAUUCCCCUAAAUGUUGCGGAGCUUCUGUGGAUUAAUCUUCUCAAUGAUACUUUUGGAGCAUGGGCCUUGGCGUCAGAACCACCAAUGGACAACUUAAUGCGAAGGCCUCCGGUUCGUAAAGGAGCACCCUUUAUAACCAAACUCAUGCGGGCGAAGUUUGUUGCACAGGUUUCUUUCCAAGUGAGUGCAUUGCUUUACCUAAACUUUCAUGGAGAGAGUAUACUAAAACUGGAGAACAAAAGUCUAGAUCAAGCUAACAAAGUCAAGAACACAGUUAUAUUCAAUUGCUUUGUCUUCUGCCAAGUAUUUAACGAGGUUGAAUGUCGAACUUCAUACCAAGGAAAUACAUUCAGCGGGAUCCUAAAGAACCAUUUGUUCCUUGGAACAAUUCUUGUAAAUGUUAUACUUCAGAUAAUCGUGAUAGAAUGCCUUGGCAUAUUCUUUUACACAGCCAGGCUUAAUUUGAAGCAGUGGCUGAUCUCGAUUGGAAUCGGUUUUUUCAGUCAAGUCAUUGGUCGUUUUCCUUUCCCAGCAUUUCCUUACCUCCGGAACGAAGAUCAUAUAUAAGACAUAAAAGGCUGAUAAAGAGCUGGACAUGCUGUUAUCGAAAGAGAUUGAAGGAGAAUAACUCGGAAGCUGACGUGGACAAGAGUGAAGAAUAAGAAGCUUAACGGUUCUACGUGGGAAGUCGUUAGGGACGUUAGAAGUUAGUUUGGUUCGAGUUGUAAUUCAAGCUAUAAAUAGUGGCCUUAGAGUUUAUAGAUCUUCGGCUUUGUAUUGUGAAAUUUGGGUCUUUGGUUUGUAAACAUUAAGAAGUGUUAUACGUAUUGAAUACAUUGUGCUAUAUCAUAGGCCUUAUAGUGUAAGUA
Messenger RNA from Brassica rapa (field mustard), 3588 nucleotides. RefSeq names its product calcium-transporting ATPase 8, plasma membrane-type. The record is from RefSeq and is a predicted model, not a curated record. NCBI's taxonomy places the organism in Eukaryota, Viridiplantae, Streptophyta, Magnoliopsida, Brassicales, Brassicaceae. Gene Ontology annotation, biological process: calcium ion transmembrane transport. Gene Ontology annotation, cellular component: plasma membrane; intracellular membrane-bounded organelle. Gene Ontology annotation, molecular function: ATP binding; ATP hydrolysis activity; P-type calcium transporter activity.